AUGAAACUGAUGGGAUUUAUUAUCAUUUCACAUUAUUGACGUUCAUUAAUAAGUACAGAAAUGAAAUAUUUGAAUUACUGCUUGGUUUCCGCCUUAUGGGUAGCAAGUUCAGUUAAUUCUCAAACCUCCGAUGAACCAUAUUGUACAAAAGAGCAAGAGUUUUAUUGGUUUUGUCAUAACAUACAGCCAGAUCUGUACAGCCUGAGAUCACUAUUAGCAGCCAACUCAACCCUGGUCCGUACUCUUGCGUUCAACAACUUGAAAGGAAAGUUCGAUGUAUCCAUUCUCGCCAACUUCUCUCAAUUGAGAGGCGUUCUGAUCUACAAUAGCACCUUUGAUUUCUUCCAAAUCCAUUCCAAGUCUCUAAACAAUAUAUAUUUGUCAGACUCUACCUUUCCAUCUGGAACAAAAUUUUCAAAUUGCUGCGCACACCUUGAGAAAUUGACAAUCAAAAACACAGUAGGUUUGAAUCUCCAAACCGGGGCCUUCACAGAUUUUCGGAGGCUCAAAAAAUUGUAUCUGUCCAAUCAGCAAAUACCUCGAAUAACGAGUUGUACAUUCAAAGGGUUGAGAUCCCUUAAGAAGCUUUCUUUGACAAACACAACUACCGCUGCUAUAGAAUCUGACGCAUUCGAAGACCUCACCAGAUUGAAGGAGUUCUACUUAGAAGAUGACACCUUGCAAACCAUUGAAAGCAAUGUCUUCAAACCGUUAAGAAGAUUAACAACACUGACCAUCUAUGGGGAGAAUUUGAAAAGUCUUUCAUUGGAUAUGUUCAGUAAGCAGAGAGGCCUUACACAAAUCGGAUUGCCUUUAUCAACUUGGAGAAUGGUGGAUGUUGAAACAAUACCGAGAAUGUUUCCAAAGCUGUAUGCUUAUUCGUACAUAGGGGAAUGGAAAAAUGCUGAUGAUGAAGAGUAUAUCAAGGGAAAAUUAUUCAGACUCAGCCAACUGCUUUUGGACAGACAAUAGCAAAGAGGGAAAGUAAUCUACCAUGAUAGUAUUAGCCAAACUUUUCAACAGUAGGGUGUUUCAAAACUGUUUGUACUAAGUUUCGGUGUUUAUUUCUAAUAAUAUACAAAUAAUUUAUUUUCGAUAACAAUUUUCUACUUCGCUUUGAUUCAGAUAAUUGAAGUAACAUCAAUUGUUAGUAUCAAUUAUAUGUAUAACAUAUAUUAUAUUCAUUGUUUAUUUUUGA
Messenger RNA from Leptinotarsa decemlineata (Colorado potato beetle), 1198 nucleotides. RefSeq lists its product as uncharacterized. Gene Ontology annotation, cellular component: extracellular matrix. Lineage: Eukaryota; Metazoa; Arthropoda; Insecta; Coleoptera; Chrysomelidae. The record is from RefSeq and is a predicted model, not a curated record.